AAUCACUGGGGAGUAAAUGACUCGGUGACGGGCUCAGCCUCAGCGUUAUGUUCGGUGAUAGGUUUACAUAGUUCACUCAGCCUCAGCGUUAUCACCACCCACAGCAACAGAAAGUAAAAGCUGGGCUCUUCAUGGUUUCUAGUUUGUGCAGCGUUCGCGCUUUAGGGUAAAUGAUAGGCUCAGCCUCAGCGUUAUGUUCGGUGAUAGGUUUACAGCGUUUUCCCCACCCACAGCAACAGAAAGUAAAAGCAGGGCUCUUCAUGGUUUCCAGUUUGUGCAGCGUUCGCGUCGCUCUUCCAAUGGACCCGGGUCCAGUGUCCGCCGCGGUGUGAAGCGCCUUUCCAUGGAAGGAUUCUGCAUUUGAAGAACUGGAUACAAUUUCCUACAAAUUUAUUAUAUUUUAUAAAGUAUUAUUACUUUACGAGUAGCGAAGGGAUCGUGAAGUCUGUGUUUAAUCUCCAUAAACAGCCGAUCUGUGGGUUGAGCUGUGAGAAACUGUCAAGCCCUACUACAAAAUGGCCAAGAAUCCCAUGAGGCGGAGGUCUUUGUGAGUAGAAGACAGUAAAUAUACUAAAGGAUGCAUCUAGUUCCAAUGAAGACUGAGAACUGGAAAUCACUGCCUGUCAUCCCAGAUGUCUCACUGUUAACAGCGUUGCUCAUCACUGUAUGGACAGUCAUUGGUUGUGAUCUUGCACUGAUUUUCACAGGAAACCACUGGGAUCAUGUCAGUAGCAGGAGGUGGCACGGAUUGGAAUCCAUCGAUAAAUCAACCGUGCUCAGUAAGAGAAAUGGGUAUGAACAGAUGGUCCAAAUUCCAGCUGGGGUGGAAAAUCUCCAUUUGGUAGCCCCAACUCUACAGGCUUUGCUCUUAAUCGUUUCUAUUGUUACCUAUAUUACAUACCAAGUAAACAGUGAAAAAUACCGCUUCAUAUUUUCAGCUACAAAAUAUGAAGAGUUCAUAAAGAUUAGUUUCCUUCUAUUCCUGAUUUCCCAAAUUCCAGUGACAACUGCUUGUGACCCAGGGGAGUAUGACAAUAAUGGUGUCUGUUGUUCAUUGUGCUCUCCAGGCACGAGAGUAUCCAAACACUGCACCUUGAUGACGGGCACAACAUGUAAUCCCUGUACAAAUGGAGAGUAUAUGGAGCAUCCAAAUGGACUAGAGAAAUGCUUUAAGUGUAAAAUAUGCGAUGCAGAGCUGGGACUUCAAGUUAAACAGGGUUGUGCUUACACUCGCAAUACGAUAUGUGAGCCCAGGGAGGGGUAUUAUUGUGUUGACGGCUGUCAGAUAGCCAGAAAGUACACAGCAUGCCCGCCUGGUGAAGGAGUUAAAGAGAAAGGAACACCUUUCAAAGAUACUGUGUGUGAGAAAUGUCCUGACGGAACAUUUUCAAGCGAAGCUUCAACAACUGAAGAGUGUAAGAGCUGGACAGUAUGUGAAAUGCCCAAAUUUAAACAAGUUGAACCAGGGAGCGCUGAAACUGACCGUAAAUGUGAAAAAGUGUCCGUGUCCAACAGGAUAGUUUUUGUUUCUGUUGCGGUCGUUAUCUUGCUUGUAAUUCCUGGUAUCGUGGUACUUGUUUUGUGGAAGAAACACAAAUGUAAAACAGGUAACCAGAACAUUCAAAGCCCCAGGAAUCACAAUGGAGAUGUGAAGCUGAAUGAGCCUCCCACAGAUGAGGAAAAGGCUCUCAGAGACGGGGAAAGGGCAGAGUAAAGUGGAGGAAAUUACCAGAAAUAACCUGAAAUGGACUAUAAUUCCGAUCGAACCUCCAAGAGGGCUCAAAUCUUUCAUUCUCUGUGAAAAAUCCUGACUUCACUAAAUAGACACAAUCCAUUGUGCACCAAACUUGAAAUUAUAAAUAAUCAGCUUCACCAGUCACAAAUGUGUAAGCACUCACGUGAACCAAGAUCGUUUAUUGUAAGUGAGUGUCAGGAAGUAUUUCGAAGGACAUGUAAAAAGGAAGGAGAUGCUUUUGAUGUUUCCUGGUACAUGUGACAACUAAAGCUAAUAACUGUCAGGGUCCUGAAGAAAUACCGGUUUAAUACCACCCAAAAACCCCCCAGGGAAGCUCAAAUCACAGUUUAUGCACAUCAAAGAUGAUCUGGGACUCAGGACAAUUGCCGUUUACAGGAUUCCUUGUGAAUGUGGAGCAAUGUAUAUUGGCCAGAUGGGACACAUGGUGGAAACCCACAUCAACGAGCAUAGAAGGUGUAUCCGUUUGGGUUAUCUGGAGAAAUUGACGGUAGCAGAUCAUUAUGUUCACUAUAAGAUUGAGUCAGACACAAAACUACUAUGCCAUGCCAAUGGCUUUUGGGAUGAUUUGGUGAGAGAAGCCAUUGAGAUAAAGCUAGAGGAAAAGAAUUUCAGCAAAGACAAAUGUCUCCCUCAAAGUAAGAACUGGAAUUUGAUUGUAAGCAGGGUGGGACAGCAGAAAACUGAUUGGAUAGGACUAACCAAUCAGGGAUGGAAUACAGUUUGUUACGAGCCUGCGGUCAUACUGUGAGUGUUACUUUAAGAGCAGCUGAGUGAGGUGGGACUAUGACGUCAGUCACAGGCUGCUGGGGAUGUGGAACCUGUGGAAUACUUCGUAUUUACCAUUUCUCUACAUUACAGCGUGGAUUACAAAUACAGUUGACCUUCCUUAUCCGUGGGGGAUUGGCUCCAGGAUCCCCUGCGGAUACCAAAAUUUGCAGAUGCUCAAGUCCCUCAUUUAACAUGUAUUAGUGCGGUGGUCUUUAGGACCCAGUGGAACCCCAGACUUUAUUUCACAUUUCUCCAUGCGGUGAACAUUAGGACCUGGAGGUGCAGCUCUGAAUCCGCAGUGUUUCUGUUCACGAAAAUAAUCAUUAUCGCGAUUGAAAAUAAGAUGAAAGUAAUAAAGCGGUCGGAAAGAGGUGAUACGCCAUCAGUCAUUGGAAAAGCGUUGGGCUACAGUUGGUCGACAAUCAGAGCAAUUUUAAUGGAGCAUGUGAAAGGCCCUGCCCCGAUGAAAGCUACAAUUAUUAAUAAGCAACACAGUGGUUAAAUUAUUGAAAUACGUAUGUUUCUUAAGUGUUUUAUAUGCAUAGAAAGGUAAAAUUUGUACUAUAUACUAAGAAAAACGUUUAACUAAUUGAUGCUAAAUAACACCAGAUUUACCUGUUCUGAUUUCAAAUCCGACUUAAAGACUGACUCAGCAAUGGAACUCAUUCAUAGCCUGGGGACUGCCUGUAUUUUUAAGUCAUUUCUAGAUUAUAAUACCUAAUACAAUGUAAAUGCUAUGUAAAUAGUUGUUAUACUGUAUUUUUUUGGGGAAUAAUGACAAGAAAAAAUAAUCUGUAUGCUCAAGCAAUGAGUGCUGGAGAGAGAACUUCUGGGUUUUCCCGAUGCACGGUUGGUUGAAUCCACACAUACGGAAUCUGCGCAUAAGGAGGGCCGACUGUAUCUCUCCCAUCGUUUAUUACGUGGAUCACUGAACUUUUCUAAUUUACCAUUUUAAGACUUCCUGAGCUUGGUGGUUAUACAUACACUAUUAAAUUUUGUUUAUCUCAUUUAAGUUUCUAUAUACUGUGCAUAUACUACUAAAGGUAGUGGUUUUAACAUUAAAACCUGUCUCAGUGUAUAAUCUAUUGCUGCUGGUACGUAACAAGGUCUAGACGUACACAGGCAUCAUUCCUGAUGAAGAUGGCAGAGUUUGUCAUCGAAACAUCAGUUAUAAUUGAACCCUGUACCUGGCCAGAAGCCCGAGAAGAGUUUAUUCGUGUCAUUGUAGUUAUUGAAAGUGUAUUGAUUCACCAGCUGUUUAUAUUUGUACGUAUGAUUACAAAAACUCAAUAUGCUUUGAGUUCACCACAGAAUGUCUCUCUGGUGUUUCCCACUCCAUGUCCCUUCCCUUCCCUUCCCAACCGUGGUUCCCCUCUCCCCACUCCCUUCUCACUCAUUCCACAGCAGAGACCCACAUCAGAAUCAGGUUUAUCAUAUGUCAAGAAUAUUUUUGCAGCAGUACAGUGCAAUACAUGAAAUUAUUACAGUGCCAUGCAAAAGUCUUAGGCACUCUGCAUACAUUUGCUUAAGAAUUUUUUUGUAGUACUGUACAUUCACAUUGCUCCUUUGAAGGGAGUCCUCCCCUCCUGAAUCUGAGAUGAACACUUGGAAAGAAAAAGUUAAAUUUGAUUCCUCCUUGGUCAUUCUCAAAUGUGCAAUGCAAAAUGGGUGUUUGUAAGCCAAAAUGGUGUUAGUUUAGAAUGUGGAAAUGUUUUGAGAAAGUACAAGGAACCAGUCCACAGCAGUGUUUAGUGUGAGCACUCGUCUGUAACACAUUAUCCCAGUAGAUAAUGGUGGAAAAUAUGUUUGUCUGGGAAGGGGGAGAAGAUCCUGCAAGUGCAAAUAUGAUCUGGCACUUUCCCUUGCAUUAGAGUAAGGGAUCUUGAAGGAUAUAAAAAGGGGCAAUUUUGUUGUGCUAGUGGGAAUAUUAAGGUGGGUUGUGAGUUAUUCGAAGAGCUGGGUAUAGAGACAAGGACAACAAGAGGGAGAGAGAGGGAGACAAAAAGUCAUUGGACACCUGUAGUGCUUUCUAUCACUACAUUGUGUGGUUUGGAUCAGUGAUUGGUUUUGUCUUUUUUACAACUUUAUUAAUCAUUAAUAAUUGCCAAUAGGUCAACUUUUUAAUACAUUGUUCAUUACAUGACAUAGAAGCUCUAUUUUUACAAAAUAACAAAGGCUGAAAAUGUAGCACAAAUUUAUUUUAUGAUAUAAAUAUAGAUAAUAUGUAACAUUGAGCAUUGAACCAUUGUGUAGAAUAGAUGUGAAAUGGAAGAUUAAUGUAGGACUCCAUCAACAGGAAGGAAAAUUAAAUACUAAUUACACUGGACAA
Hypanus sabinus (Atlantic stingray) is the source of this 4853-nucleotide messenger RNA. RefSeq names its product tumor necrosis factor receptor superfamily member 14-like. Lineage: Eukaryota; Metazoa; Chordata; Chondrichthyes; Myliobatiformes; Dasyatidae. The record is from RefSeq and is a predicted model, not a curated record. Gene Ontology annotation, molecular function: protein binding; transmembrane signaling receptor activity. Gene Ontology annotation, cellular component: external side of plasma membrane; membrane. The transcript is spliced from 15 exons. The coding region runs from base 578 to 1714 and encodes 378 amino acids. Gene Ontology annotation, biological process: positive regulation of T cell migration; positive regulation of cytokine production involved in immune response; defense response to Gram-positive bacterium.